GCGGGCAGCGGGGAGGUGAGCGUGCGAGCGGCUGUGUGAGAUAGAGAGAGAUAGUGAUAUAUAGAAAGAGAGAGAGAGGGAGGGAGAGUGGGAGAGAGAGUUCUGGGUCUUUGCGCGCACAAAUGGAGAGCGAAGCAGCAGAAGACACCGCUGAUCUGCGCAUUUAGUCGCGUCUGAACCGCCACCCAAAAUCAUUUUCCCGUGACACGUUGGUGCCUUGGCUUAGAAAUGUAAAGUCAAGAAAUGGCAGAGAGUGGAAAAAAUGGGGAAAGAGGAAGAGACGACAAAGGAAGAGGAGGUGGCCGACCUCUCGAGGACCCAUGCAAUCUCUCCCCGGUAGGAGCCACCUCUCUUGGAACAAAGAGGCAUCUCCCCCGAGGGAUUGUGAUCCAGCUGACGGGGACAGAGGGAGAGUGGGACAGCGCAGAUGACAGUGAGCUCAUCUUCUCCCUUGACCAUGAUGAGGAAUACCCCUCUAUAUCACUCUCCAAGGAGAGGAGGCUCUCUGUUGAGCACGAUGGAGGAUCGCUGUCACAAGCUUUCCACGUCCCUCUAUCUCCUUCUUCCCCUGAAUCGCUGGGUAGCUGCUCCGCUGCAGGCCCUAGCCUCCUCACCCCUGGCCCCUCCUCACCAAGCCAUCGACCCCUGGCCAGCCUGGUGAAGUCUCUCUCUACAGAGCUGGAAUUUAAAGAGGGUUCCACUCUCAGACCCAAGCCCUUCCUCAGCCUCGUGAAGUCGAUCUCCACGGAGAUUUCUCGCUCAGAACCCGAGGUGUCGCAGUCAAAGUCGGACUCCCGUCUUAAUAUCCACCUGUGGAAGCAGCUGACCCAGCCUAAACAAGCUAAAUCCCGCAGCAAUGGCGACUCUCGCACUGCUCCCCCAUCCCCUAGCUCACUCUCCCCAAGUGCAGAGGGUCUGAAAGGGGGUUUCUUCAAAAUGGAGCUGGAAGACACCAAGAGGAAGCUGUCGGAGGCUGUGCAUGAACCUCUGAGCAGCAUGUUCAAUAAGAUCAUGAGAGAGGAAAGCGUAGGCAGCCCCAAGCACCAGUGUAAGACCCAGGGGGCUCACCAGAUGAGCUCCAAAGGUUUGUUACGGGACAGUAGCACAGACACUGUCCUUUCAGAGUCUCCUGGUAGAACCGCUAGAAAAACAGAUGCGGAAGUUUUCUCUGUGUUUGAGUGGCCUUCUGUGAGACAUCUUGGGAGAACUCAGCGAGGCCCCUGUCCCGUGCAUCACCACAGACAGCAUCAGAAGGAGGAGGAGCUGGAAAUAUGUACAGAUGGUGAUAUGAUGCAAGUUUUUGCCAUUGAGACUGACAGACACAUGAGAAGGUCGCUUAGUUCUCAGGCCUUAGCAGCGACCCCGGGCAAGACCUCCAGCGUCCCUCAGCCCCCUCGCCCCCUGCCACGAAUGAGUUUAUUUUGUGUGGCGGUGCUGUCUUAUGGCUACUUCAUCCUACCUCUCAGUCCAUACUUCUCUGGCCUGGCUCUGGGACUGGCCCUGGGCUUCUUGCUGGGGUUAUUGCUCAUUAGGAUGGGUUCCUCCAGGUCUAGCUGCAGACCCACACAGGUUCAGGUGGGGAAAGAAGAAGGGAUUCUGGCAGGUUGCACUCUCAGCGCUGAGCCCGACGCCCCCAAGGGCUGGAUGAAUGAAAUACAUGAUUAUGACCCAGAAACAUGCCAUCCAGCUCUGACUCACUCCGUGUUUGCCACCCUGGAGGGCUCCUGUCUCCGCCUGGACUCCCCACGCACCAACAUCAGCCGCAGGGCCACGUUUGAUGAGAGAGUGCACGAAGCCACCUUUGUCAAGUCACGUUGCUUUCAGCUCGCAAAAAGCAAGGUAUUCCUGCUGCCGUCAGGGCUGGCGCGGAAGAGGGUGUGGAACCCAAAAUAUCCCAUCUGCAUCCAGCUAGCCGGGGGAGCAAAAUCCCAGGAAGAUGACGGAAGAAAGUCAGAGGACACCAGGGGAGAAGAACGAGGAGUUGAACAAACAAGUCCAAAGCAAAAUUCCUCCAAACAAACCCAAGACCUGGACAAAACGCUUUACCUCUUCGGCCGCACGGGAAGGGAAAAGGAAGAGUGGUUUCGCCAUUUCUUGUUUGCAUCCAGGGACACGGAGGGGGAGAAGGAGGGGGACGGACCAAAGCCUGGCAGAUGUGCGUCCAAAUCGGCUGACCCGGCACAGACUGCUACUGCACAAGUUAAUCUCCCAAGCAGCAGAGGCUGCAGCAGAGUGGGCAGCAGUGAUGAUGAAGCCCCCACCACGCCUCCAGUCUCUUGCAUCCCUGCUCCAUCCGCCAGCACCAGGGGCCUUUCAGUUCUCGACUACCCCAGCUACAUGGCCCGUCUCCUGGCUGCAGAGGAGUCGACCCCCCUCUCCAGCCCUGGGGCCAGCAGUGCAGAGGCCAGCCCCACCACCAGAGGAAACUGUAUCUGUGAUCUAGUGGAGUGUCCUGGGAAGAGCCAGACAGCAUGGGCUAACGCGCUAAUUGGUCGAAUCUUCUGGGAUUUCCUGCGCGAGAAGCACUGGGCUGACGCCGUCUCCCACAAAAUUCAAAAGAAGCUUAGCAAAAUCAGAUUGCCUUACUUCAUGAAUGAACUGACUCUCACUGAGCUGGACAUGGGCUGCUCUAUGCCGCAAAUCACUGCUACCUCCAGACCGGAGGUCAACCACAGAGGUCUGUGGCUGGAGCUGCAGAUGGUCUACACCGGCAACCUGCAGAUGACCCUGCAGACAAAGUUCAACCUGUCCAAGCUGGGGAAAGAGGGCGGUCAGGAUACGACGCAGUAUAUGACAGAAACUGGCAGCCCACGCUGCAGGCCCAUUCUCAGUGUACUGGCAGACAGUGAUGAAGAGUCCUCCAGUGCUGGUUCAUCUGAUGAAGACGAACUUUUUCUCUCCGAACCUCAAGGUCCUAUUGGGGAAAAGGGAUCCACCCCAUUAACCGAAGGGACAGGGGGCGGAAAGACUGGAAGGAAGAUUUUGAGAUUUGUCGACAAAAUCGCUAAAUCCAAGUACUUCCAGAAGGCGACGGAGAAUGAGUUCAUUAAGAAGAAGUUUGAGGAGAUGUCCAACACGCCCCUUCUGCUCACUGUGGAGGUUCGAGAGUUGUCAGGGACUGUGGUCGUCAACAUCCCACCGCCCCCUACGGACAGGAUAUGGUACAGUUUCUGUGUGCCACCCAGGCUGGAUCUGCAUGUCCGUCCCAAACUGGGGGAGCGGGAGGUGACUUUCUGCCAUGUGACUGAGUGGAUUGAAAAGAAACUACAAGAUGAGUUUCAGAAAGUGUUUGUGCUGCCAAACAUGGAUGACAUCUACUUACCCCUGAUGCACUCUGCCGUGGACAAUAAUCUUGCCUCCGAGUCCCAACAGUCCCACAACUCGUCCACAGAGUCCAUAGAGAAGAUCCCACCUGAGAUCUCUGGGGCAGAAUCUGACUAGUGCCUCACUGCUGAAGUAACUAAAUUUGCCUCUACAGACUUCCUCUUAAAAAGACUUGCUAACCCCCAUGUUCAUGUCUGAACUAGGAGUUUCAGAAAGUCAGAUGGGGAGUUUGGAAAUUGUUUGUAUCAUCUAAAAGAGUAGCUCAGAACAACGUCACGAUUUAGUAUAGUCAGAGUGAAUGCUAUGAAAUGACUUAAAGUGAAACCUUUUGCAAAUGUUUACAUGUGAUGGAUCCCUAUAAGAUUGUAUAUAUAGUAUAUUUAUUUACUUUGAUGUUUACAACUCAAUGUCACUUUGCGUAAUAAGAGGGGAUAUGAUUAAUAAAAGUUAAUAAAAACUAUUUGUCAUAUUUAUUAGAUACCAAAAAAAAUCAUAUUAUCUGAUA
Mugil cephalus (flathead mullet) is the source of this 3829-nucleotide messenger RNA. RefSeq names its product testis expressed 2, like (gene tex2l). The coding region runs from base 244 to 3441 and encodes 1065 amino acids. The transcript has 12 exons. Gene Ontology annotation, molecular function: lipid binding. The record is from RefSeq and is a predicted model, not a curated record. NCBI's taxonomy places the organism in Eukaryota, Metazoa, Chordata, Actinopteri, Mugiliformes, Mugilidae. Gene Ontology annotation, cellular component: endoplasmic reticulum.